Molecule: messenger RNA, 441 nt
Organism: Blastomyces dermatitidis ER-3
Lineage: Eukaryota; Fungi; Ascomycota; Eurotiomycetes; Onygenales; Ajellomycetaceae
Exons: 2
Coding region: 1-441 (146 amino acids)
Source: RefSeq, a predicted model, not a curated record
AUGCCGGAAGUGCCUUGGAGAACGAUUUGGUCGUGUCAUCUUACAGAGGAAAUUGCACCUGAUAAGAGAACGCCUGAGAGUGGAGAUUUUGUGGCUGACAGCCACGGUCACUUUGGUCGUAUUUACACGCCGACGGGCGUUAUGGGAGUGGAGCCACACUUCUGGAGGAUGCGAGGUCUUCUUGUCACGGAUCCUGAAAAGAAAUAUUAUCCCCGUGCGAUGAUUUCUGUUGCUCAUGAUUGCAAUCCGGAUGAAAACAGAGACAAUACCGUAAUUCGCGGCGAAAUUAUUAGUGCUGUCAACGUGAUGCAGUGGAGGGUACGUCUAAGCAUCUUUGAGCAUGAAGAGAUAUUUCCGGUCUGUUUACUCUUUUCCGAACCAUUCAUCAUCAUGCGCCCUCAAAUCCCUCAUAAGAGACUCGGAACUAACCAUCAGGAAUAG